Molecule: messenger RNA, 573 nt
Organism: Talaromyces stipitatus ATCC 10500
Lineage: Eukaryota; Fungi; Ascomycota; Eurotiomycetes; Eurotiales; Trichocomaceae
Exons: 2
Coding region: 1-573 (190 amino acids)
Biological process (GO): NAD+ catabolic process; NADP+ catabolic process
Cellular component (GO): cytosol
Molecular function (GO): NADH pyrophosphatase activity
Source: RefSeq, a predicted model, not a curated record
AUGGGCACGAGCUGGCACGCUCUGAUUCUCCGGAGCUUCCCUGAAAGUCCAUACUUUCGUUUCCUAAGGUGGCUCCGCCAGAUUCGGAAUCAUGAAUUGGGACUGAAAUCGUUUAAGAAGUCUCCGAGAUUUGCAAAAGUGGGAAAAUGGGAAUUACCAGGUGGUGGGGUGGACUGGAUUCUGCGGGAAACGAUUUUGCGCGCUGGACAGCGUGAGCUGUGGGAGGAAACUGGCCUGGAUCUUGCGAGCUUCGACGACUACGUCGGCCAGUAUCAAUUUCAGGCUCCCUGGAUGCUGUGGAUGAAAGAUAACCUCAAGAUUAUAUUUAUCGGCAGCGUCAAGGAUGGCGACGAGGGCUUGAAGAACAUCAGACUGAGCCCUAUGGAACAUGAAGCCUUUUGUUGGGCCACCGAAUCUCAGAUUAAGGAAAUGUCUCUGCAUGCAGAAAAGCUCGCCUUGGUGAUGGACGGAUGCGAAGCCAUGCCAAAGCCCGACCAAUGGAAGCAAAUGGCGUUCAUUUCGGAGGAAGGAAAACACUAUGCUAUAGAAGCGUUUAACAGGCUUCGAAACUAG